AUGGAUUCCAAGCCCCCAAGCAAGCCUCCUCCUUCAGCGGUCGCCCCCACCACCAAGCUCAAGCCAAAGCGGAAGAGGAAAUCUCCGGCGGUUCCAUGGAAGAAACCCAAGGACAUGCCUCGUAGACCCCUUAGCGCCUAUAAUCUUUUCUUUCGCCGAGAACGAGAGACUAUGUUGAAUGAGGGAUGGUCAUCUACAGCUCCAGGCUCGUCAACCUGUAAAGAUCAGAGCACAGGGGCACAUGCUGAUGCAGAUGGCGAGGAAAAGGCAAAGACAGGAAUCGGGUUUGCAAAUCUUGCCAGAACGGUCGCAGCCAAAUGGAAAUCUCUACCGGCAGAAGAGAAAGCGCCAUUCGAGCAGGAAGCUGCAAGAGAAAAGGCCCGUUACGAUUCUCAAAUGCUAGGUUGGCGAGCAGAACAGGAGCAAAAGAAGGCACGCAAAGCAGGGAGCACCCAACAGAUGAUGAACUCUCUAAUAAGUGGCCCGGCCCUCCAAGCGUAUGCCACCCACCUAGCGGCAACACAACAUCAUCACCGGCAGCAGCAGGGUUAUCCUGAGGAUUGGUUUCAAACCACAGACCACCCCACCCCAGAGAACACUGUCAAUGAUGCACAGCAUAUAUUUGGAAUGAAAGAACACCAGCAGCUGAUGGGUUUGGGGGGACACCAGCGGAUGAUGGGCAUUGGGGGGCACCAGCAGCUGAUGGGUUUGGGGGGGCACCAGCAGUUGAUAGGCUUGAAGGACCAACAGCAGCAGCUAAUGGGAAUGAAAGACGAACAGCAUCGAUCGCUGUUGGCACAGCAAGAGCAACUUUACCUGCAGACUCACCGAAGUGCUACGGAUGGAGUAUACGCGGCUGCUAGUCUCCCCCAAGGCAGAGACUCGUCUGGGGGCGCUUCCAGUUUGCGGCAAGAGUUCGUCGAGCAACAAGGAGGGCCGGCGGCACUGGGAACGGGGUUAGCGAGGGCAAAAGAUUCCAAUCUACAAAGCCAAAAAAUGUCGUCUCUUUUCACAUCCACAGAUCCUACUCUUCAAGGGUCAUACAUACCGCGCAACCCGGGUUCAUUGCUUGAGCUUCGAUCAGAGGACUUUGGUCCCGCGAGGAGACCAACAUUGUUUGAGCAGAGAGCAACGACGGAGGGGCUCUCUGGAACAUACGAGCCUUCGCCACGAGAGUUCGGAGAUGAAUCUAGCUUCACGGCUGGUUUAAUUCAGCAAUCCUUUUGGGGCGCUCCAGCCUCCCGACAGCCAGCUUACCGCCCGUUCCCGGAGGAGCCACCACGUAUGCCGAGAGUUGAGCACAGAUCAUCGAUAGGGACGCCAUACCAAAUUCCCCAUAGAGCCUCUCUGGAACAGCCACAUCGCAUGGCGCGUAGCCAGUCAUUUCCCUCCGCUUCGUCAAUGUACACGAGUCCAAAGCCUUCUCCUGAGCAAACUGUUGGAAGAGCAUCGCUUGAUAGCCGGGGCGCUACUGGACUGGAGACUCCAUUGACGCCAUUAUUGAAGCCGUCGCUUCCGCACCAGUCUCCCUAUUCCAAUGCACAAAACAUGUUAAACUCGCCCAACCUGGUUCCAACACCACCUCAUCAUGGGGAUGCCUUGAGUAAUUCACCCCGAGAUGGCAUUGGGAUAGCACGCCCGCUUAGUGAGCCACCACCCUCGUUCCCGGGUGACGAGGAGUUUCAAUCUAUCGAUGUUCGCUACCAGAACCGACAGAGAUACACUCAACCGAGCACUUCUGACCAACCGAUUGUGCCGAUCGUCCCGAUCGUGCCCCGUCCACAGCGUGAAGGUGGCAAUGGCAUGAGCGACAUUAGAUUAUGCGAAGAGAUGGCAGCUGAUUUUAGCGCGUUACGAAACCAGCCGACGAACCAGACGAAUCCUUCGUCCUUGUUUCAGGCAACCUUCGAGGCUCUUGGGUCAACAUUUGACAAUGAAGGCGUUGAUUUUCUUUCCAACCUUGAGUUUGAAGAAUAA
Messenger RNA from Seminavis robusta, 1977 nucleotides. NCBI's taxonomy places the organism in Eukaryota, Bacillariophyta, Bacillariophyceae, Naviculales, Naviculaceae. The record is from the annotation of a GenBank genome assembly.